Molecule: messenger RNA, 1193 nt
Organism: Chara braunii
Lineage: Eukaryota; Viridiplantae; Streptophyta; Charophyceae; Charales; Characeae
Source: the annotation of a GenBank genome assembly
AUAGUCUGGACCUUGCCAUCAUGCCGGUCCAGUUUCCUUCAGCUGUGUUCAUCAUGCCAUGGCAUGGCAUCGUCUGGACCUUGGGAUCAUGCCAUGGCAAGGUGGCAUGAUGGCAAGGGGCACCAUGCCAUCCUGUCAUGGCAUGGCAUGGCUAUGUUCCAUCAUGGCAUGACAUCGUCUGGACCUUGCCAUCAUGCCUUGGCAUGCCAUGUCGGGUGCAGUAUCCCGGCGCCGUGUUCAUAAUGCCAUGGCAUGGCAUCGUUUGGACCUUGAUGGGAAGGGGCAUCAUGCCAUCAUACCAUCGUGGCAUGCCAUGGCCUCGCCAUGUUCCAUCAUGGCAUGGCAUCGUGUGGACCUUGCCAUCAUGCCAUGGCAUGCCAUGUCGGAUCCAGUCUCCCGGAGCCGCCGGACCUUGCCAUCAUGCCAUGGCUUGGCCCGGCGUCGCAGAGACGGCAGACCAUGCCAUGGGAUGUUCCGGCGUCCCGGAGCAGCCGGACCAUGCCAUGCUAUUGUCUGCCGUUGUGGAGGCGUCGGACCAUAGAAUGGCAUGGUCCGGCGUCCCGGAGCCACCAGACCAUGUCAUGCUAUGGUCUGGCCUCGCGGAGGCGUCGGACCAUAGGACGGCAUGGUCCGGCGUUCCGGAGCCGCCGGACCGUGCCAUGCUAUGGUCUGGCGUCACGGAGGCCCCACACCAUACAAUGGCAUGGUCCGGCAUCCCGGAGCCGCCAGACGAUGCCAUGCUAUGGUCUGGCGUCGUGGAGGCGUCGGACCAUACGAUGGCAUGGUCCGGAGUCUCGGAGCCACCGGAGCAUGGCACAGUAUGGUCUCGCGUCGUGGAGGCGUCGGGCCAUACCAUGGCAUGAUCCGGAGUCCCGGAGCCGCCGGACCAUGCCGUGGCAUGGUCCGCCCUUCCGGCGGCUACGAACCAUAUCAUGGCACGGCCCGCCGUUCACCGUCCCGAAACGUCGUGCAUAUGCCAUUAGGUCUUGCGUGGCGCCUUUGGGACACCUGCCCACACCAUUGCACGGUUCCCCUUGGCACGAAGGGAAAGAAAACGUGGACGUGGAACGACGGUAGGUAGAUACACAGCACCCCUUCGAGAACAAAACAUUUCCUUCCAACGAAUGGAAAAGAACGCUGAUGUGGAACGGCGAAAGCUUCAUAAUGUCAUGGAAUCAAACGGUCACCCCGCC